This is a messenger RNA of Cyphellophora attinorum, 636 nucleotides long. RefSeq lists its product as uncharacterized. Bases 1 to 636 code for a protein of 211 amino acids. Lineage: Eukaryota; Fungi; Ascomycota; Eurotiomycetes; Chaetothyriales; Cyphellophoraceae. The transcript has 2 exons. The record is from RefSeq and is a predicted model, not a curated record.
AUGCAAGACAAGGUCCUGAUGGGCGGCGUGUGCGACCACCUGAACAUCAACACCUUCGCCUCCCUUCGCGAAGUACUACUCUCCGGCGGCGACAUCGAAGAGUGGGCCUUGGGACGCACCUCGGUGUUAAUUGCCGUUGCAAGCCAAAGUACUGACCCGCCGCUGAGGACAGUCGUACUGAAGCUCGGGAGUCUGGCCAAGUCCAUCCUUGAUCCAGAGUUCCUGUCGCCGAAGGCUCUCGCGAAAGCCCGACGUCUCUGUCGCGAGAGUCUGACCGAAUGGCUAUUCUCAAUGGCUGCAGCUAUCGACGAUGACACCGACGUACCAAAACCCAUCGCCCUACAACAAGCGCUUAUUUUCCGCUUGAGAGCCGGAGUUACAUCCACCAAGGCUUUGGUGAAGAGGAUCUGCGAAGUCGACAUCGGUGUCAAUAGAUCGUGCAUCACCGGUCUUAGCGACAGUACGGUCCUCAGGUUCAUGUUCACGAGUGCAUGCGAUGGCGAAUCAGAGGAGUUUGCAGAAGUCGCUUUUUGGAAGGACCGUACCGAGGUCAUCCUUGAGCCGCAAUGGGUCUCUCGCCUUGAGGUCGCAGCGAAGCUGGAGUACAUGAUUACCAACGGGAGUGCGUCUGACUAG